Messenger RNA from Moesziomyces antarcticus, 3999 nucleotides. Its product is annotated as short-chain dehydrogenase reductase sdr. Lineage: Eukaryota; Fungi; Basidiomycota; Ustilaginomycetes; Ustilaginales; Ustilaginaceae. The coding region runs from base 1 to 3999 and encodes 1332 amino acids. Gene Ontology annotation, cellular component: nucleolus. The record is from RefSeq and is a predicted model, not a curated record. The transcript has 4 exons. Gene Ontology annotation, molecular function: RNA binding.
AUGGAGGAGAGCAUGGAUCUGCGAUUAGGGUCCAGCGCUCAGGCCAGCCUGAAGCUGAGCACGUUCACAUUGGCACAACUGUAUGCAACUCCAACGAGCGUGCGCACUGCGCUCAUCACGGGCAGCUUCGAUGCUCGACCCAUCGGCUUCACGGCUGCUCGUCUACUGAUUCAGCAGCACGACUUCAAUGUGAUCCUCAGCGGCCGGCGCGCCCAAGCUGUGCACGAAGCGGUUUCGAAGCUCAAAGAGGAGCUUGCUUCGUCCUCUUUUGACGCCAGGGUGCACGGUCUCGUUCUCGACGUCGAUGAUCAAAGCUCGAUUGAUUUGGCGGUUUUGCAACUGUUGGAUCCGUCCGGCCCGCUGCUCGGUGGCGCGUUGGAUGUGCUGAUCAACAAUGCCGGUGUAGGGGCUCCGCCCGGCCGCGGUGGCAAGGGAUCCAACGUCCUGUUCCUUCAAACCGAACUGACCACUUCGGCCGACAUGGUCGAUGUGUUCACCACCAACGUUGCUGCACCGGUCGCAGUGACCAAUGCGCUGCUACCGCUGCUUUCCAAAUCCGACCGUGCAAGGAUCGUCAACGUUUCGUCGGCACGAGGCUCACCGGCCUUUGGAAGCGGUCUGGAAGCGGAAAGGACAGGUGCGAUGGUGUACAAUGCGUCCAAAGCAGCGCUGAAUAUGGUCACGCUCAUGCAGGCCAAGAAUCUGCCGCAGCAUAUCGGUGCGAAUCUCAAGGUGAAUGCCGCUUCGCCGGGGCAUGUCAAGACACCGUUCAACAACUUUACGGGGCUGAGGUCGUUGGAGGAGGGUGCGGCGGUGUACGUGCACCUCGCCACGCUGCCAGACGAUGGUCCUACGGGCCAGCUGAUCGGCAACCAUGCGCCAUUCUCCACGGACGGUUCAUUCGUCCAGAUCCCGUGCUCGGGGCAUGAUGGAUUGCAGCUCGACAACCACCAUCAGAGGGAGCGAAGCAAGAAAGCGGCGUUGAGGUCCACAAUCAUGUCGCAAAAGGGACGCGGAAAGGGCAAGGGCAAGGGCCCCGAGCUGACGUUCGACGAAAAGGCAAGGGCCGAGUAUCUGACGGGCUUCCGCAAACGAAAGCAGGAGCGCAAGCAGGCGGGUCGUGAGUAUCUCGCCAAAAAGGCCAAGGAAGAGCAGCUGGUGGCACGCAAGGAGCUUCGACAGGCGCGCAAGGAGAAGGCUGCCGAGAAUGUGCGCGAGGCACGCAAGGCGUACGGCCUCGAAGCCGAGGGCGAAUCCGAUCUCGACGCCGACGACGCAUCCGACGACGAGCAGCUCGACGAAGCGGAUGCCGUGCCGCAGAUCCAGGAGGAGGAGUACGAUUCGGACCAGCACCACACGCAUGUCGUCGUAGAGUCGUUCGAUCCGGAGCAAGAGGCGUUUGCCAAAGCCACCGAGAAGGCGCCGGCGACCAGGAUCCCCAAAGCUAAUGGUGCGUCUACCAAUGCACAAUCCAGUGUAGAGGCUCUUCCACCUUCCUCCCGCCGCGUCAACAAAGCUAAGGCCAAUGCGAGUCUCUCCCUCUCACACACUCCGUUGUGUCGCUCCAGCAUGCACGUACUUACCCGCUAUUUAUGUUUCUCUUCCGUUUCUGCAGGCCCAAGCCAAGAAGAAGAUCAUCCACACCAAGAAAAAGAUGUCGCGCAGAAAAGACUCCUCGUCUCGGGGCUCACAGAGUCGUUCUCGAAAGAGGAGCUAGUGCGACGCUUCUCCACGUUUGGCGACGUGCUUGCGCUCGACGGGCUCGGCAAGCGCGACGCCCUCGGCCAGUUCCGUCCGUACGCCUACCUCACCCUGCGCGCACCGCAACAGCAUAUUCAGCGAUGCAUGAAUCUGCUCUCGGGCUCGGUGUGGAAAGGCGCUACGCUGCGCAUCGGCGAGGCCAAGCCGGACUACCAGCAAUGCAUCCAGCAGGAAAACGAAAAGCAAAGGCUCGAGGAUGAGCAACGCACCGCCAAAAAGCCAAGGCGAUUGCCGCCAGGCAUGGGAUUCGAGAGUGCCAGGAUGGAGCCGGUGGACGAGGCGGCCGUGGAGAGUGGGUCGGUGUGGGGAUGGAAGCGUACGCCUGCAGGACAUCUUGUGCGUCCAUUGCGUAUGCGUCCUGCCCAUCCGCUCCCGCGUCCCUCGCGAGCAUCCACUCUCGCACACGCCAACGCCAACGCACAGGAAGAGGACGCCCAGCCCGAAUCGAGUCGAGGCACGCGCGUCAAUCCACGUCCACCCACUCGGGCGCAUCGCAUCACCAUCGAUCCUACGCGCUACGGCGCCAUCCACCUCUCCGGCCCGCUGCUCGAGUCGCUUGCAGCCGAAACGGGCGCGGCCGAGGCGGAUUUCGAUGUGGCCUCGCUCGGAUCGGGCGAAUGGCAGUGCGAAGAGAUCGACGACGACGAGGCAGCGAAUGCAUCGCAUCGUCUCGUGCGCUGGCAGUACGUGGCGAAAGACGGCGUGGUGCUGCACGAGGAGUUCACCAAGCUGCCUGUUCGUGUCGUCGCAGCUGCACACGCUGAUAACGAGGGGGAUGUGGUGGACCAGCUCGACUUUGACCGUUUUGCCGACGAUGCGGACGACGAUCUGUUUGCCGGUUUCGCCUCGACGCUCACUCCUGCCAAGCCGGCGGUGCCAGCACGUGCCGUCGAGAAUGCUGCUGUGGCCGAGGAGGUGGACACGGCGGACAUCGACGACCUCUUCAGUGGGCUGGCGUCGAGCGCAGCGGGUAUGAACGAUCUGUUCUCGGAUCUGCCAUCCGUGCCUGCCAAGCGAGCCAAGGUGCAGCCGCGCGUAGUGUCGACAUUGACGCCCGCAGCGCCAGUUUCGACGCCACCAGUGCCCGCGCCGAUUUCGAAACCGACGCACAAGACAAAGGGGACGUUUGUGCCAGGCCUGGAUCCGGAGGAGGAAGACGCGGCCAACUUUUCCGACGGCUACGACGAGAUCGCCGCCGCCGCUCCUGCAGCAAGGAUGGCAGAUGCGGUCGAGGAGCGACAAAAGACGCUUGCGCUGCUGGGCGAGAUGUUUGGCGCUUCCGACGACGAAGUCGCCCCCGCUGUGGUCGCUGCGCAAGAGGAGCAAGUCGAACUGGAGUCGGAAUCGAGCGAAUCCAGCUCGGAUGCUUCGAGCACAGAAUCGUCAUCGGAAGCGGAGGAUGUCGAAGCAACACCGAGCAGUGACUCGAGCUCGAGCUCGGACGCUGCGUUGGAAGUCGAGUUGCCAGAGGCUGCCGAGGCGCAAGUGGAGGAUGUUGCGAUGCAAGAUGCUGUUGUUGAAGAAGCAGUUCCUGCAGCGAUGGAGGGCAAGUCUCGACGUGCUGCCUUCCUUCGUUCUCUAGCCACACCGGCUGGAUCGACGCAAGCUGGCGGUGGAAGUUAUGUGCCCAUUGCGCGGUUUGAUCCUGCAUCACUUGUGCCCGGCGCAAGCGUCGAAUCAACACCAGUCGCCGAGGUGCACUCCGUGGGCGGGGUUACAGCCACUGCUACGGGAGAGGAUAUCGGAUCCAAAGUCUCCAUGUCGACGCUCAAAGAGAUGUUCCGUCCACAAGAACCUACCGCCUCGGCUGGGUUUAGUCUCGGUCUGGAUAUCAACGACUCGGGCGCGGGAUUUUCACUCCUCGAUUCACUAGGUCUCGACCUGGAACUCGAAGACGAUCCCACCGACGACACGGCUCCAUCAACCUUUGCGCCGAUCCAAUCUCGCUACCCCACAUCCGAUGUGGUGCAGCCAGAAGAACCCAAGCGACUUGCACCCUUUUUCCCCGGUCCAGCAGAGGCAGCUUGGAACGGUAGCCAUGCCCAAGCAGCCGUAUCGCGAUGGAUGAGACCAAGGACCGAACAGCAAAAGGAGGAGGAUUGGUCGAGAUACAAACAGCAACUCACCCCCGCGGUCAAGAAGCGCCACCGCGAAGCAGCACGCAAACACAAGCGCAACUUCAACAGCCUCCCCCACCAGCCCAACGCACAAGCCAACACAGCACCAAGGCGCGUCUAG